Messenger RNA from Jaminaea rosea, 3596 nucleotides. Its product is annotated as putative CRM1-nuclear export factor, exportin. Lineage: Eukaryota; Fungi; Basidiomycota; Exobasidiomycetes; Microstromatales. The record is from RefSeq and is a predicted model, not a curated record. The transcript has 5 exons. Gene Ontology annotation, cellular component: cytoplasm; nucleus. Bases 261 to 3506 code for a protein of 1081 amino acids. Gene Ontology annotation, molecular function: nuclear export signal receptor activity; small GTPase binding. Gene Ontology annotation, biological process: protein export from nucleus; ribosomal small subunit export from nucleus; ribosomal large subunit export from nucleus.
GAACAUCGAGACAUCGUUGUCAUCCUCGACGCCCCCUCCCAAUCCCAUCUGCCAUCAACACUACCACUUGAUCAAAGCGCUCCUCCUCCUUGCCAGCCGGAUACCGGAUCGAGCGUCAAGCAAAGCAAAGCCACGCCACGGCACGCCACGCCUCGCCACGCCUCGCCUCGCCACUUCGCCUGCGAUCCAUUGCGACGUGGCUACUGAAGCUACUCGGCAGCAACUGAUUUCCAAUUCUACGCGCCCCUCUCGUUGAUAACAUGGAUGCGAUACUCGACUUCAGUCAGGACCUCGACUUGGGGCUUCUGGACCGAGUCGUCGCAGCCAUGUUCACGGGAGCAGGUAACGACCAAAAGAUGGCGCAGCAGGUGCUGGCUCAGUUCCAGGAGCAUCCAGAUGCCUGGCAACGAGUUCCCGCCAUCCUGCAGCAGUCAUCCAACCCUCAGACAAAGUACAUUGCCCUGCAGAUCCUAGACAAGCUCAUUCAAACGAGGUGGAAGGUCCUGCCAGAGGAGCAGCAGCAGGGCAUCCGCAACUUCAUCGUCGACAUGAUCCUCAAGACGUCGUCCGAGGAGGCGGCGCUGAGGAGAGAGAGGACCUACCUCAACAAGCUCAACACGACCUUGAUACAGAUUCUCAAGCAAGAGUGGCCUCACAAGUGGCCCACCUUCAUCUCGGAGGUCGUCUCGUCGAGUAGGACGUCUUUGUCCAUCUGCGAGAACAACAUGGUCAUCUUGCGUCUGCUGUCAGAAGAGAUCUUUGACUAUUCGGCGGAGCAGAUGACCCACGCUAAGACCAAGAACCUCAAGAAUCAAAUGUGCGGCGAGUUCGCAGAGGUCUUCCAGCUCUGCUCAGAAGUCCUCGAAAAGGCACAGAAGCCCAGCCUCAUUCGCGCUACCCUCGAGACGAUGCUGCGCUUCCUCAAUUGGAUCCCACUAGGCUACAUCUUCGAGACUCCCGUUAUCGACCACCUCAUCAAUCGUUUCCUCGAGGUGCCAGAUUUCCGCAACGUCACUCUCAAAUGCCUCUCCGAAAUCGCCAACCUCAGUGUAGGGGCCGAAUACGACUCCAAGUUUGUCGUCCUGUUCAACAUGGUCAUGACAUCCAUCAACAGGAUGAUUCCUCCAAGCACCAACUUCGCAGGCGCGUACGAGACGUCGUCGGACGCAGACCAGGAGCUCGUCCUCAACCUGGCUCUUUUCCUCUGCAACUUCCUCAACCAGCAUCUGCCCCUUGUCGAGAAUGAACAGAACAAGGAGGUGCUUCUCAACGCCCACCUCUACCUCAUCAAGGUCUCUCAGGUCCCAGAGCGCGAAGUCUUCAAGAUUUGCCUCGAGUACUGGUCCAAGCUCGUCACUGGCCUCUACGAGGAGGUCCAGUCGAUACCCAUGGCGGGCAUGGAUCCAUUACUCGGGCUCAGUCUAGGCAACGGACACGCUCCUCAACACUUGCGCAAGAACAUCUACGCCGAGAUUUUGAGCAACCUGCGCUUGGUCAUGAUCGAGAGGAUGGUCAAGCCGGAGGAGGUCCUCAUCGUCGAGAAUGACGAGGGAGAAAUUGUUCGCGAGUUCAUGAAGGAGAGCGACACGAUUGUCCUCUACAAGAGCAUGCGCGAGGUCUUGGUUUACUUGACGCACCUGGACGUCAAUGAUACCGAGACGAUUAUGACGGACAAGCUGUCGCGGCAGGUCGAUGGCUCGGAGUGGUCGUGGAACAACCUGAAUACGCUGUGUUGGGCAAUUGGGUCGAUUUCCGGGGCGAUGAGCGAGGAGACUGAGAAGAGAUUCUUGGUCACAGUCAUCAAGGACUUGCUCGGCCUGUGCGAGAUGAAGCGAGGCAAGGACAACAAAGCCGUCGUCGCUUCCAACAUCAUGUACAUCGUCGGCCAAUACCCACGCUUUCUCAAGGCGCAUUGGAAGUUCCUCAAAACCGUCGUCAACAAGAACUUCGAGUUCAUGCACGAGACGCACGAAGGAGUCCAGGACAUGGCGUGUGAUACGUUCAUCAAGAUUGCUCAGAAGUGUCGUCGCCACUUCGUGAUGCAGCAAUCGGGCGAGCAGGAGCCCUUUAUCGAUGAGAUCCUGCGCACCCUCCAUCGCAUCACCGUCGAUCUCUCACCGCAGCAGGUUCACACCUUCUACGAGGCCGUCGGCUACAUGAUCGCCGCCCAGCCGAACAAGGCGGUGCAGGAGCGCUUGAUCGCCAAGUUGAUGGAGCUGCCCAACAGCGCGUGGGACUCGCUCAUGCAGCAAGCCCACUCCAACGUCGACGUGCUGGGCAACCCGGAAAAUAUCAAGAUCCUCGCUAACGUCCUCAAGACGAAUGUGUCGGCGUGCACGUCGGUGGGAUCCUUUUUCAUGCCGCAGAUUGCGCGCAUCUACCUCGACAUGCUUGCGCUCUACCGCACCGUGAGCGGGUUGAUCAGCUCGAAGGUCGAGGCAGAGGGCGAGAUUGCGACGAAGACAGUAUUGGUGCGUGGGCUGAGGACCAUCAAGAAGGACAUUCUCCGGCUCGUUGAGACCUACGUCAAGCGCGCGGAGGAUUUGGAGUCGGUCAAUCGCGAGCUUGUCCCUUCGCUCCUCGAGGCUAUCCUCGGCGACUAUGCACGCAACGUUCCGGCGGCGAGGGACGCGGAGGUGCUCAAUGUCGUCGCCACGAUCACUACGCGUCUUGGUCGCCUUCUCACGGACAAGGUCGCCCCCAUCCUCGACGCCGUCUUUACGCCCACGCUCGACAUGAUUAAGAUGGAUCAUCUCAACUUCCCCGAGCACCGCGUCGCAUUUUACAAGAUGCUGCGCGCCAUCAACGCCAACUGCUUCCCUGCGCUCUUGGAGCUCCCGCCUACGCAGUUCAAGCUGUACGUCGAUGCGGUCAUGUGGGCCAUCAAGCACACGAUGACGAGCGUCUCCGACACUGGGCUAGCGAUCCUCUUGGAGCUGGUCAACAACUUGGGUAUGCAGGACUCCAACGUGCUCAACUCGUUUGCACAAGCGUACCUGCUAAGCAUUGUGCAGGACCUCCUCGCGACGAUCACCGACGCUGACCACAAGUCGGGCUUCAAGACGCAGUCGGCGUUGCUCGCUAAGCUGUUUGAGCUCGUCGAGGCAGGCAAGGUGACCGCACCCCUCUGGGACGCCAACGAGACGACGGACGCAGGCAUGAACAAUCCGCUCUUCAUUCGUCAGCACGUCUCCGGCCUGCUGAAGAAUGCCUUCCCCAACGUGACGACUGGGUACGUAGAGUCUUUCACCAACGGUCUCUGCCAGCAGUCCUCAGACCUCAAUGCCUACAAGAUUCUUCUGCGCGACUUCCUCAUCACCAGUCGCGAGGAGGACGGUGGCAAUCAGGGCGCCGCAGCCAGUGCGGGUGAACAGGCAGAACAAAACCAGGACCUCUUCCAGGACGAGCGCGAGGCUGAGCAGGCAAGGAAGAGGGAAGAGGAACUGCAGAGGGCCAAGGCUGUGCCCGGCUUGAUGAAGCCCAGUGAGAUCGACGAGGAGCUUUGACUGGAGCGUGGCGGCGGUCGGAGAUUGAGGGUGGUUGAAGAGGAGGAGGAGGAGAUGUGGAAAGAGCUACUGGGAGGAUGAGGAAGGCGG